Aspergillus glaucus CBS 516.65 is the source of this 1965-nucleotide messenger RNA. RefSeq lists its product as uncharacterized. The record is from RefSeq and is a predicted model, not a curated record. NCBI's taxonomy places the organism in Eukaryota, Fungi, Ascomycota, Eurotiomycetes, Eurotiales, Aspergillaceae. Gene Ontology annotation, molecular function: protein binding; DNA binding. The coding region runs from base 19 to 1761 and encodes 580 amino acids. The transcript has 4 exons.
CUUAUUUUAAAUAUCGGAAUGGUUUUAUCUCUCGACAAUCUUCCCGAAGAAGUGCUUUAUUCUAUCCUAUGUUAUUGCCACCCCACUUCCUCAGCUGCACUGCAACAGACAGCUCGCCGGUUCAGAAAUGUAACGAAUGAGCCUUUACUAUGGCGUUUCUACUGCAAAACUCACUUCAAGCAAUGGGAUCAUAGACACAGACUGCCAGAGAAACUCGCUGGCCCUGUCAGAUCAGUUAGCUGGAAAGCUCUUUACGUAUCCAGGCAUCACAUCGACCGCGUGACUAGCAGUCUCCUGGACAGAAUCAUUGCGAGUCAAACUGGGCGGAUCAAUAAAUUUCGGAUGGUUGUCGAUUUUGGAUACGAUACCAAAGACACUCUCUUACGGCACCUCUCUGUAGGACCGGAAGCAGAGGACUAUUUAGCAAGAAGAUAUUACGCACAGGCACUGUUAACCCAGCUCAACCGAGGCCUUGCAAUUGCAGAAUGGGCAAAAGUAAGGACUGGUGAGAUUGUAUCUCUCGAGAGAGCAUUGGGUGCUUUCGAUCUUUUUAUUCCAAAGGAUGGUGAUGGGAGUCCAGAUGAUAUAACUACAAAACUAAAUGAGAUUGCUAUACAGUUUAUCUCCAAUUUUCCUAAUAUAGGCCAACUCUCGCCCCGUGAGAAGGCCUUGGCCGUGGCAUCAUACUUGAGGACAAACAAUCUGACAGGCAUUGAGCCAGGACGAGAGUACCACCGAUUGGAACACAAUUUCCUGGGGGUUGUAUUAGAUGAUCCCGAUCAUAAUGCACUUCCUUUGGUCUCAGCAGCUAUCUAUUGCUAUGUUGCGCAAAAGCUUGGCCUGAAUGCCCGGCCUUGUGGUUUUCCCUUGCAUGUCCACGUCAUUGUCACGCCAGCACUGGGCUUUGAUAUUGAUGGAAAUGCGCUCAAUUUCGCGGAACAAGGUGAACCCAUGUACUUGGAUCCGUUUCAUUCACAACAAGAGACGCAUAUUUCAAACUUACAGAAUCAAUUGCUUCUUUUGGGGGCUUCCGACAUCGAACGAUCGAAUUUUCUGGGCGAAUCUUCAAUAUCGCAAAUAGUCCUACGAUGCGGAAGGAAUAUCUUGACUUCGAUCCAACGCAUGCAGUUUCCUAACGUGCGCCAGGCACGGAUUGAUGUGGCGAGUGCAAAGUAUGCUGCAUUUUGGUCGUUUAUGCUUUUCUCAGAGCCUGCCCAGCCAGCGGAGCGUCGGCACUAUUUACCCUGGCUAAUGGAGCUAUUUGCUACGGAUUUCCCAUCUGACGUCUACCUUGUCGAGCAGCAUAUUGUCCCUCUUCUUAGGGGCUUGCCGGAAUAUGAAGAUAUUUUGGGAAGUCUUCAUGACAUACGAGCCAAUGAUGAGAUGCCAAAACAAGUACGGCAUCGAACUACCAGUAACAAGGGUGUAAGAUAUCGGAUAGGUCAGGUCUUUCGGCACCGUCGCUAUAGGUACAAGGCAAUCGUCACCGGGUGGGAUAUGGAAUGUGAGGCCAGUGAAAAUUGGAUGAGAACGAUGGGAAUAGAUCGCCUGCAGACAGGCAGGCACCAGAGUUUUUACCACGUUCUGGUUGAGGACAGAUCAGUCCGCUAUGUAGCCGAGGAAAAUAUCGAGCCGAUUGACCGUUCUCUUGGGGAGCUGCCUUCGAACCUAACCGCAGUGGCUGGGAGGCAUUUCAAGCGAUGGGAUGCGAACACUCGGUCAUUUGUUAGUAACAUACGAGAUGAGUACCCAGAUGACUAGUCACUGCAUCUAUCUGCAAAGACCGGAAAACCCGAGGAUAGAGGACGAUCUAUAUUGUGAAUGGUGUCUGCAGCUGAAGGGGAAAGAAAGAAAAAUGCGGGAAAACAUGUACAUAUUUAUGGUAUAUAAAAAGCCAAAAAUAAGGCUGGGAGCAAUAAUUGGAGGGGAAAUAAAAGUUUUAAAUUGUUAUCAAAAUAAAGAAGG